GCUGGGACGGGGCCAUGAGGGCAGGGGGUGGGUCCGCCCCGCCGCCCUCCGCUAAUUGUAAUUAAGGCGACCUGCAAGCGGGCGGCCGGGCCUGCGGGCGAAGGCUGAGCCUUCCCCGGUGCAGCCUCAGUACCCUAUCGCUGGCAGAACCCGCUGGGUGUCAGCCUGCGUGCUUAAAAGCAGGAGCUGCUCCCGAGUCUGAGUGCAGCACGGAGAUGGAGCUCCGUGCUCGCAGCUUCUUUGCUGCUCCGUGGGUAAUGCGCUCAUUUUGUAUAACUGCCUUGUGAGCAAGAUGGUUGGACGCUGCUUUUCGUUUUAUCUAAAACUUUGAAGAGAAUGGCCCAAGCUACAAUAGCAGCAACGUCCACGUGUGAUGAAGACUCGUCUGAAAGCAGGAUGGUGGUCACGUUCCUCAUGUCAGCGCUGGAGUCCAUGUGCAAAGAACUUGCCAAGUCCAAGGCAGAAGUUGCCUGCAUCGCUGUCUAUGAAACAGAUGUCUUUGUAGUUGGAACUGAGAGGGGAAGAGCCUUUGUCAAUUCUAGGAAAGAUUUUCAGAAGGAUUUUGUUAAAUACUGUGUUGCAGAAGAGGAGAGGGCUGCAGGGCUGCAAGAUACAAAGUGUGUGCUCCCUGCCAACAGACUGACGGUGGACGUCGUGGAACUGGAAGCUCUCAGAAAGUCUGUGGAGGACUACUUCUGCUUUUGCUAUGGUAAAGCUUUAGGAAAGUCAACAGUGGUCCCGGUACCAUAUGAGAAGAUUCAGAGAGACCAGUCUGCUGUGGUGGUGAAGGGCCUGCCCGAGGGGCUGGAAUUCAAGCAUCCAGCAAAUUAUGAUAUUUCAACCCUGAAGUGGAUUUUGGAAAACAAGUCGGGGAUCUCGUUUAUCAUCAAAAGGCCUUUCCUAGAGCCCAAGAAGCACCUAGGAGCUCAUGGGACAGAUCCUUCACAUUCAGUUAUGCCUCCAGGUGCAAGUUGUCCUCCCAUUCAAGUGAAAACGGAACCAAGUGAGGAUUCUGGAGUUUCUUUGGAAAUGUCAACAGUGACAGUGAAGGAAGAAUCAGAAGAUCCUGACUACUACCAAUAUACCAUACCAGCAGGCCCUUCCGAAACAUCAGAGGUGGACGAGAAAAUUGCUCUUGCCAAAAGUUACUCAGACUGCCCCGACACGAGCAUUUCUCAUUUUCACUGUUGGCCUUUGGAGCCUGUCAUGGAAAACCAUUGUAGUGCAACAGCACUGGACUCCUCCCAGCAUACUCCUUCAGAAACAAGUGAGGAUCCUGAGGUCGAGGUCACCCUUGAAGAUGAUGAAGAAUACUUGCCCCCUAACAAGAAAUCGAAGAAUGCUGAGACAGCAAAUGAAGCUGGCAAUACUGGGAGAAGAAAAAUGAGAGAGUUCAAUUUUGAUAAAUGGAAUGCACGAAUUACAGGCUUGAGAAAGCAAGUUGAAGAACUGUUUGAGAAAAAAUAUGCUCAGGCUAUAAAGGCGAAAGGCCCCGUGUCCGUCCCAUACACCCUCUUCCAGUCACACAUGGAAGACCUCUACGUGGAAGGGCUGCCGGAGGGCAUUCCCUUCAGAAGGCCGUCCACGUACGGCAUUCCUCGUCUGGAGAGGAUUCUCGUAGCAAAGGAGAGGAUCCGGUUUGUGAUUAAAAAGCACGAGCUUUUGAAUUCAACACAAGAAGCUGCACCAUUGGACAAGCCAGCUGCAGGAGUGAAAGAGGAGUGGUAUGCCAGAAUCAACAAACUGAGAAGGACGGUAGAUCAGCUCUUCUGUAAGAAGUUUGCUGAGGCCUUGGGGAGCACUGAGCCUAAAGCUGUUCCAUACCAGAAAUUUGAGGUUCAUUCUGCUGACCUCUACGUUGAAGGUCUACCAGAGAACGUUCCCUUUAGGAGUCCAUCCUGGUAUGGGAUCCCUCGCCUUGAAAAAAUAAUUGAAGUGGGCAACAGAAUAAAAUUUGUAAUCAAAAGGCCAGAGCUGCUCACUGUCAGUUCACCUGAAGUUACUCAACCUGGGACAAACACACCAGGCAAGACAGUCAAGGAAGAUUGGAAUGUCAGGAUCACAAAGCUAAGAAAACAAGUAGAAGAGAUAUUUAAUAUGAAAUUUGCUAUAGCUCUGGGGCUGUCAGAGGCAGUGAAAGUUCCCUAUCCUGUAUUUGAAUCAAACCCUGAGUACUUGUACGUCGAAGGCUUGCCAGAAGGAAUUCCCUUCCGGAGUCCCACGUGGUUUGGGAUUCCACGCCUUGAAAGAAUUGUCCGCGGGAGUGGCAAAAUCAAAUUUGUUGUUAAGAAGCCUGAGCUUGUCACCUCCUAUUUGCCACCAAGACUGGCUAGUCAAGUAAACACUAAAGGAACAAGUCCAAAGAGCUCAAAAAAGUCACAAAGUCCUGCAAGCAAUUUACAGGUCCCAGAAAUAGAAGUUACUGUUGAAGAAGGUCCUAAUAAAGCACAAACAGCAGAUGUUCAAACUAAUUCUCAAACCAAUGGGUCCAAUAUGGGUUUAAAGCCAAGAGGAAGAGAAUUUUCUUUUGAGGCAUGGAAUGCCAAAAUUACUGACCUAAAGCAGAAAGUUGAAAAUCUUUUUAAUGAAAAAUGCGGGGAAGCUCUGGGGCUGAGUGAGCCGGUGAAGGUGCCGUUUGCGUUGUUCGAGUCCUUCCCGGAGGUUUUCUAUGUGGAAGGCCUACCAGAUGGAGUGCCAUUCCGACGGCCUUCUACUUUUGGAAUUCCAAGGCUGGAGAAGAUUCUGAGAAACAAAUCGAAGAUAAAAUUCGUUAUUAAAAAGCCUGAGAUGUUUGAGGCGGCAGUUAAGGAGAGUUCUGCUAAAAGUCCCCAGAGAAAAAAUAAUCCAUCCAACACAGCCAAUACAGCGAGCACCACAGCGAACACAGCGGUGAACACGGCAGCGGGAGUUGAAGAUCUUAACAUCAUUCAAGUAACUUUGCUAGAUGAUGAAAGUGAGCGACUUUCAAAAGUAGAGAAGGCCAGACAACUGAGAGAGCAAGUGAACGAUCUCUUUAGCCAGAAAUUUGGUGAAGCCAUUGGUAUGAAUUUUCCUGUGAAAGUCCCGUACAGGAAAAUCACAAUCAACCCUGGCUGCGUGGUGGUGGAUGGGUUGCCUCCUGGCGUGACAUUUAAAGCACCCAGUUAUCUGGAGAUCAGCUCCAUGAGGAAGAUUUUGGAAUCAUCGAAGUUCAUCAAAUUUACUGUCAUCCGACCGUUUCCAGGACUUGUGAUUAACAACCAGCUGAUGGAAAAAGCUGAAGCAGAAGCACCAGCAGCAGCAGCAGCAGCAGCAGCACCCGCACUGCCAGAGCCAGCUGAGCCAAGCCAAAUAGAGGUAUCUUUAGGAGAUGUUACAGAAACAGAAGAAAGUUCUCAAAUAAAGCAAGAACCAGACCUGACGUGGUAGAGCUCAUCCGUACUGCGGUAAAAGAAUUUUGUGGUUCUUGACGUUAGCACGUGGCAAGGAGUAAACGCUUGUGAAAGAAUAAUGCUUUUAUGAUUUAGGGUGGGGAGGAGAGGGCUGAGGUUGAAUGCCAGAAGGUGCCAGUCCUUUACUUGACUUCUGGAUUAUUUUGUCUUGUAGAAUGUUUUCACUACCUUAUCAGAACACAAUGUGAAGCAUACUGUGUGCAGUCUGUGAGGCAGUCGUUCCAAGGGAAAUCUGGGCUGUAGCAUAGCCUACCAAUAAAAAUAGGUGAUGGUAAUUGCGUACCUCAGGGGCAGAGUAAAUGAAAGCUGGGGAAAUUGGUUUGCAAAGAGCUCUGACAUAGCUGGUGAAAGAGCAUUUUUAUUCUUGGUAAGGCUUGUGCUGUUUCCAAAUUGUACUUGGGCACGAGAGCUCUUCACUAAGAUUGAAAUAUUGCCUAAGCCUGAGACACUGGCCAAAAAGUUAGCUACAUUUGGAUGACAAACUGACUUCCUUUAGAACCUCUGUGUUCAUCACAGAGAAGAAGAUUCUGUAUGCUAUUCCAGCCUGAGGGCACAGACUGGUGAUCGGCAAAACCGAGCUCUGGCUGCUCACCAUUACUUUCUGCUGGCCUAAGCAGAUGAGCCAGACAUGCAGCUUGCCGGCUCCCACAAAGCAGUGGCUGGAGGAGCCUGUGGGUUUCACUCUUGGCAGCAUCUGGCUUUUUGGAGACAAGGACAGGCAGAGCCAUGGCCCUCUGUCAUUGCAGCAUGAACGCUGAUGGAGGAAAUGAUGCGCCCUAAGCGAUGUCUUGCAUCUGUUGUUGGUAGUUCUAGCACUCAGAUUGAGGUCAUGUGUAUAUGAGCAUCCCAGUUGGCGGGUUUCAGCUUGGAGAAACCAGGUUUGUUCUCUCGCUGAUGCUCUUCCACUUUCCUUGGGAUUUGAAAGAAGCUUUCUGGGCACGCAGAUACAGAUCAGCUCUGUGAAGCACUCCCAGCACAUCUCAAGGCCCUGACAAAGGAUAAAAGUCACAGAGAGAAGUGGCAGAAUCCACAUCCUCGGUGGAUGUUAAGAUUUGUCAACACCAGGGCUAAGCCAAACCAUUGUGAGCUGCAGUCCUUUGGGAACAAGGCCAGGCUGUAUGACGUGCAGAGCCUCAUGCAGACAGUAUUUCUGUGAUUCUGUAAGAUCUGCUCCAUCCCUGUGUGGCAGUGCCAUGGUUCAGCCCUGGCUCCAGAGCUGCAGUGGUCCUUGUGUUCUUUGUAGAGGAGCUUGAGAGUCCUUUCCUAAACAAAAGCAAUGCUUUUGGCUGGAGCAAACAUGCUUUUCUGUGAGGGGAAGAUAACCCAGCUUGGAAAAUUUGAGGGAAGAAUCCCUUGAGUGGAGGAUGUCUCAGGAGCACAGAAGUGAUGAACAAAAGCAUCUAACACUGACCUGCUCAAUAAACAGUUUCAUACAAGCAAGUAACAAAUGUAGCUUCUCUUGUUAUACUGUAUAUAUCUAUAAUAAAUUAUUGACUGGCUAAAGGAUGUGUGCUAAAGCAAAUAUUCCAUCUAAAUUGGUACAGGAAGCACUCAAGCUCACAUGUGAUCCCACUGAUGAAGAGCAGCGUUCACCUUCUACAUGGUCUUGAAUUCUAGGCCUGAAGAACUCAAAGCAAUGCAGCCCGCUGGUAUCAGCAGUAAGACAUAGAUCUGCAAUGAAACUAACCCUCUUUUGUAUUAUUUUUGUCUUGCCAGAAGCACCCAGGGCUGAGAAGAGCUCGCCGGGAUGGUCCCGAGCUGUGUAAUAUAGGUGUAUAAGAGAAGUACCUUCUAUAUGGACCCUUUUGUACUUUUAGAUAGAAAUGUCUACUUUUUCAGCAGUUCUGUGAAUUGACUUAACGCCAAGAAUGACUGCAGAUUUGGGAUGGCUGGUUUUACUCUGGAAUGUAUGAUAAGGACUAAAUCUGUCGCAGCAAUACUGGGGAGAUGACAAGGAUUAAAAUGAACGGGGACUGAACAGAGGCCGUCUCCAUUUCCCAAUCCAGCUGAAUUCCACUGUGCCUGAAUGUGUCUCAGCUUUUGUAAUGAAGAAGAAUUCCUGCGAGUAGUUCAGUUUGUUAUUUUACUCUGAAGAAAACAAAUCACUCAUUAUUGGUUCUUGCUCCUUCAGUGGCUGGCUGGUCAGUGGUAUGUGUAUAUUUGAACUAAUUUUUCCUGCGUCUGCCACAACUCUUUGUUUUUCAUAAAUAAAAGGUGAACUGGUUCACUUGACCAUUAGUAUGCAUUAAUGAGAUGGACAGUAUAUCAGUUUGUGGACUAGGAACCAAUUCAAAUUUAACCCUUUUCUAGUUUGCUCCGUUCACUGAAAGUAAUAAGUGCAUGUUUUGUCAGAGCAUCACGUGGGUUUUGUACAAGGGGUCUGGCCUGGCUGUCCUAACUUAGGCAAAACUCAAUGGACCUGAGUGAGAGCUGUUCUCCUGGAGGCUGUGGGUGAUGCCCUGCUGUUCAUCCAGAACUAGCUACGGAAUCCUACACCAUGAGCUGCUCUAAGACCUCAUGUGUCGAAACUUAAACCCCCCGUAGCCCUGUUUAUGCCCCACAUCAUGUGAGAGUCUCAUGUAUUCAUUUAUUGACGUUUCACAACCCGUGAAGAGUUGUAAAAUUCCGGCUCUAUGGUAAUCUCUAUGGAGAAGAUUGAGACUAUUGUAAAGGUUUCUCUUUCCUUGGCAUGAGUUUGGGAUGACUGCGUUAUGCACAAAUGCUAAACCUGGUGCCCUCGUUAAGAAAUAAAGAUAUUUCUGAUGGUU
Molecule: messenger RNA, 6199 nt
Organism: Numida meleagris (helmeted guineafowl)
Lineage: Eukaryota; Metazoa; Chordata; Aves; Galliformes; Numididae
Gene: GTF2I
Product: general transcription factor IIi
Exons: 34
Coding region: 337-3408 (1023 amino acids)
Cellular component (GO): nucleus
Molecular function (GO): DNA-binding transcription factor activity
Source: RefSeq, a predicted model, not a curated record